UAUGCGUUUGUUAUCUUGAGCCACAUGAGAAAGCUGUUCUGCUUCAGAGAGGAUGUUAAGAGUAAGGGACGCGCUUCGGAAAACGUUCAUUUUCUCCAAAAAUGUCAAAUCUGCGAAUAAUAUAAAAGAGCUUCAGGCCUGCAUCUCCACAGGGCCCCAGCAACAGCAUGGGACUUUCUAUGAGUUCCGUACGUACUACAUCAAGCCAGAGAAGACCAGCACCUUCCUCAAGCUGACUGAGGAGAACAUCAACUUUCGUACAGCGCACUCGGAGCUCGUGGGCUACUGGAGUGUGGAGUACGGGGGCCUCAACCAGGUCUUCCAGAUCUGGAAGUAUGACAGCUAUACACAGCGGGCAAACGUGCGGGCGGCCCUGGCAAAGGACCCCCAGUGGAUCGAGCAGUACGUCUCUAAGGUCCUGCCCAUGCUGACGUCUCAGGACAACGAGGUCACCUACCUGGUGCCCUGGAGCAAGAUUGAGAAACCCCCUAUGAAAGGUGUUUACGAGCUUGCAACCUUUCAAAUGAAGCCAGGGGGUCCGGCAGUGUGGGGGCAGGCCUUCCAGGCAGCCGUCAGCACUCACGCCAGGGCGAAGUACUCCCAUCUUGUGGGGGUCUUCCACAGCGAGUUCGGACUACUCAACCGAGUGCAUGUCCUGUGGUGGUACGAGAGUCCCGAUAAGCGGGCCUCAAUCCGGCACAUGGCUCACGGAGAUGCCAGGGUGGUGGCAGCAGUGAGAGAGAGUGUGACGUACCUGGAGCUCCAGAGAAACAAGCUCUUGCUGCCCACCCCCUUCUCCCCUCUCCAAUGAAUGGCCAGGUAAAAUGCAGCAACCCAAUGAACACUCAGCACCUUACCAUGUUUAAACCGACUACAGGAUCAUAUGAGGAAUAUGUGCUGUCUCUGUGAUUUCCUAUUGAGUUGACAGAUAAACCAAAUUCAGUGCUGAUUUAGCUCUUUGCAUUUGAGAUGACAUUUACCAGAUCAGGUUGUCAUUUAUGCCGUAAAGAUCAGUUGAACAUAAUAAAAUGCACUUUAUGGUAUUUAAAUCUAUUUAUAGAGUGUAACUUUUCAGGUGAAAUCACAGUUAAGCACUGGAACCCAUAUAAUUUUUCACAGAUUCACAAACAUUUGUUGGCUGCAUUUAUUACCGUUUAUCUCAGUAGAAGAUAAGCGUAGAUAGCAUGGUGAUCAACCCACACUUUCAUAGAACAAAGUUCAUUUACUCAUGCAGACUGCUGUGGACUGUAUGAAAGAAAACAUAUCUUUGUUCAGCUGUAAAGCAAAGAUAUUUCUCACUUCACCUAGUUGACCGAUAGUUGAACGAUAAUGAACCUAGUUUUCAGUGCCAAUCAUUGUGUGACAUGUGAAAUCGGGUUUAUUACUGGAAGCUGUACAUGCAUUUCCUGCUGUAACCAUGUGCAUCCAUCUGUAAAAUUGUGUUAAGCAUGAGCAUAGCUUGUGAACAUGAAUAUAGUAAGCACUGAUGCUGCAAUGUGACAUGAUAUUAAAACAGUGUUUAAAGUUUUAAAUUGUUGGAAAAAUUUAUUGACUACAUUAUUAAAAUGCUAAUGAUUAAAAUCAAAUCUAUUCAAUUGAUCAAUUCAAAUCAAGAUGAAACGUAGUGAUCUGAAUUUCCUAGUCCAGUUAUCUGAAUAGAAUCCUAUUUUUUCCUACUACUCUUCAUGACAACUGAGAAUUGUGUGUUCCAUUAACAGCUGCAGAUCAGCUUACUAUUGUCCCCUCUAUGUAAAAUACUGGUCUUUCCCCAUAUCUUGCCAUGUUCUGCAUCUGUCUGUUACAUGCCUUUAAUUCCUGAAAGGUAUUUAGCUUCACUGCACUUCCCCCCAACCCAAAUGAGCUGCACUGUGCUGGUGAACAAUACUCUAGAGCUAAGUGUAUAUGUUAGAGAUGGUGUUGGUCUGUUCAGCAUGUUCUUGUCAGUGUUUCAUCC
Megalops cyprinoides (Indo-Pacific tarpon) is the source of this 1954-nucleotide messenger RNA. RefSeq names its product protein NipSnap homolog 3A-like. The transcript is spliced from 6 exons. The record is from RefSeq and is a predicted model, not a curated record. Gene Ontology annotation, cellular component: mitochondrion. Bases 53 to 811 code for a protein of 252 amino acids. NCBI's taxonomy places the organism in Eukaryota, Metazoa, Chordata, Actinopteri, Elopiformes, Megalopidae.